Molecule: messenger RNA, 3460 nt
Organism: Petromyzon marinus (sea lamprey)
Lineage: Eukaryota; Metazoa; Chordata; Hyperoartia; Petromyzontiformes; Petromyzontidae
Product: homeobox protein Mohawk-like
Biological process (GO): muscle organ development; cell development; regulation of transcription by RNA polymerase II
Cellular component (GO): nucleus
Molecular function (GO): DNA-binding transcription factor activity, RNA polymerase II-specific; RNA polymerase II cis-regulatory region sequence-specific DNA binding
Source: RefSeq, a predicted model, not a curated record
GUUCUCUGGUGGGCGAUUGGCCGUGGUGAAGGCCCCGCCUUCCACAUAAUGGCAUGCAGCCCGCGCACCGGCCGGGUGCCCUUAUGAACGCAGCGAUCAUCACUACUGAUGUAGAGCAGCGCUGCCUCAUGCGAUCCUCACCCAGCAGCGUGAAUGAACCGCUUUCGAGGACCUCCUCCCUACAUUGCAGAGUGGGUGCUCAUCUGCCCGGGAGAACGGCUGCCUCCUGUCGCUGCUCACGGAACAGAGUGUUCACAGCCAACAGCAGCAGCAGCAGCCAUGAGCCUCAUGCCAGGCAGCCCUGAGCAAGUGCAGGUGCGAGGAGUGCCUGGCGAGAGGCUGGUAGAGCCCGGGGUCAGAGGAUCUGCACCUCGGCCGCCCAUCGAGGCUGCCGGCUUCGGGGAACCCCCAGGGACAGACGCGUGGGACUCGGAGCCAGGCCAUGGGGACAUGCAUCCCAGCAGCCGGAGGUCAGGAGCCCUGCGGGUUCGCCACAAGCGGCAGGCCCUGCAGGACAUGGCUCGGCCCCUCAAGCACUGGCUCUACAAGCACCGCCACAACCCCUACCCCACCAAGACGGAGAAGAUCUUACUGGCGCUGGGCUCGCACAUGACUCUCGUGCAGGUGUCCAACUGGUUCGCGAAUGCACGGCGCCGCCUCAAGAACACGGUGCGGCAGCCGGAGCUGAGCUGGGCCAUGCGAAUCAAACUCUACAACCAGUACGUGCAGGGCAAUGCCGAGCGUCUCAGCGUGUGCAGCGGCGAUAGCUGCUGCGCUGAAGAGGGCGAGGCUUUGCUGCUGAAGGAGGCGGCCGACGAAGACCGGGGCCGGGAGGCGGCGUGCGGCGUCCGCGACUGCGACGGGCCGGGCGCCGUCGACUCGAGCCUCACGGUGGAGAACGUGAGUCGCCGGGGCCACGACUGCUCGCCGCCACACCAGUACAAGAAGAGCCUGCUGCGACGUUACCUGCGCGACUCCUGCAAGCACGUGCUGGCCGGGCGAGCGGGGCCAGCCGGACCACCGGGCGCCCAGGGACCGGUUGCGAGGGGCGGCAGCGGGCACGCGGCGUCCCUGGGCUCGGCCUGCUACGAGGACGGCUCCAUCUCGCCCGUGUCCAGCGAGUCCGACAGGAGGCCCUCGCUGCUUCUCCCCGUGCACGGCAUUUCAAAAUUACGGGGCCAAGUUCCAUCCAGUGUGCAGGGAGCCAAGGAGCUGACCUACUGGAAGGAGCUUCACGCCGCCAUGGCUCUUACCAACCUGGGCACCGCUCACAGCCAGGAGUUGGCUGGUGCGAGGGCCCUGUGGAUGAAGCCAUCGCCGGCCGUCACUGCCUCGACCGCCCUGCAGCUCCGAGAAAUGAAGCUCGGGCUCUAGGGAUGAGUGUUUAUGGGGAUGACACGAGAAAAAGCGUGCUCUCCCCCGCCCGCUGCUGCUGCGACUCCCGCAGGGGCCAGGAUCGUUACCCAGUGCUUGAACACACCGAGGAGAAAACCCUCGCGGAUGGUGGUGACAGUCACAAAAAGGACAAGUGCGUUGUGGAGAUGAAUUGCUUCGGCGCAGACUUGUGUACAGUGUUUGUUUGUUAGCUGUGCAACAGUCACCCUCUUCGGCCCAGCAACAGGCUGGAAUAGAAUCAAUGUCAAAAAGAGAAAGGUCAAAUCCCCAAAGCAGAACCAGUCUAACGAUUUGUUUAAUAAAUUGGGAAUCCAUUUAACUACAGUGUGAACUGAAGUUUUUAUUAAAAAAAAAUAAUUAUUAUUUUUUCAAAUAGCAUUUUUUUACUGUGCUUUCUGCCAAAGAAGCAGAACUUGUCUAGCAAAGUGUCAGCUUAGCUGUGCUUUCUUAAGUUCUUUGCAGCUGCCUUGACUUUGUUCCUAAGGUUGGCUUUUGACUACACUGGCAUGGGAGUGUCGAGAAGCCAUUUUGAACAACAAACCUUUCACAUGCCAUUACCACAAAACACGUGUAUAUAUACAGUACUUUAUAUAGUUCUUACGAACUUGGUAUGGAAUGCCACAGAGAUUAAAUCCUAUUUUGUUUUUACAUCGCAUUCAAGUUUUUUGAUGAAUGAGUAAAAUAAACUGUCAAAAGUAUUAUUUUUUUAUGAAGGCAUUUAGAGCUUUGGUCAUUUACUUUUGUGAAAAUAAUGAUUAAGUGGUAUGUGUGAAUUGCUUUGUCUACUCAAAAUUAUAACUUCAUACAUGUCAACUUCAUGUAGGAUAUAUAGUUUACUUUUCAAACCAGGUGUGAGUCCAUUGAUACGAGGUGUAUCUUUAUUAUGAAGGCCUUGGGUCACAAAAGAUUAAAUCAGGCAAAAUGGAAUACAGAAUGAAAUUAAGAAAAAUUAUAGCAUUCCAAACAAUCAAAAUACAUUUCUCAUUUUAAAUGAGCCUAUAGUUAAAAUUAUUAUAUCAUUUUGAAAUCAAGUAUUGAUCAAAAAUCACUUUCAUUCACUUUUUCUAAGUAGUGAAUCCAAUGAAACUGUCAGAGAAUUCAUGUUUAUUUUUAAUGUAGAGCAGAUGCCAUGUCGUUUCAUGUUUGUGGAACAGCAUCGUUGAAAUAUAAUGGCCAACUUUAGUAUUUAUUUUCAGAACAUGGCAAAAUUUUAGGGCAUGUCUUAAGUUUAUCAUUGAUUUUGUUGGUAAUUUAUUUGUAGAUGCCUUGAAGACAACCUUUAAACACAUUUCUGCUCAUUAACAGGAGGUAACCAGUCUUACUGAGAUCAAUGUAUAUUGGCAGAAUAGUUCUCAUUAAGAAUGAUUCAUGAUGCUGUAUGGAUAAAAGUGAGUACAGACUGUUUAGGCCUGUGAUCUGUGCCACUCAAUAAACUGUAUGGGUCACUUAAAUUGAUUGGUGGAUUGGUAGUUCCACAAGUAUUCACUUACAUUUUAUAAUUGAUUUUUAUAACAGACUGGCAUAUUAGAGCUCUUUCACAGGCCAUAUGGGUUACACUUCUAGUCACAUCUAUGCCCUCUUGUAACAGUAAUAACAAGCAUAUUAAGUGCUUUGAAUGUGCAAUUGUUUCUUCUGAGAUAUCUUUAAUAAUUUCUCUUGAUGUGAAAUGUUUUAUGCAACUGUGCUUUUUUCUUAUUGUUUCAUUUUGUUUAAUAUUAACAAGAGCUUCCCUUGCUCCUCCGUUAAGAGCCAGUAAUUCUGUCUCUUGACACUUUGUUAAUGGAUGCUGUAAUGCCAUGAUACGUCGUUUAAGUGCCUUCCUUAAGCCAUAUGCAGCUGCAGAUUCAUUUUCAGAUUUAAACAUAAGCAUAUUCCAACAAUGAAGGCAACAGGUCCAUGAAUCAUGUUAUUGGACAUUAUGUAAUAAUGUUACAGCGCUGUAAUAUACUUUACAUUGUAUGUUGUUGAAUUAAUGUCUAAAAGAAUGAUUGUCUAUACUCUUUGGUUCUUUCGGUAAAGUCACGUAGGUAAAAAUAAAAAAUAAAGUUAAUACAAUCACGACGUU